This is a messenger RNA of Pseudozyma flocculosa PF-1, 1731 nucleotides long. RefSeq lists its product as uncharacterized. Lineage: Eukaryota; Fungi; Basidiomycota; Ustilaginomycetes; Ustilaginales; Ustilaginaceae. The transcript is spliced from 5 exons. Bases 1 to 1731 code for a protein of 576 amino acids. The record is from RefSeq and is a predicted model, not a curated record.
AUGCUUCCGGACCCCUUCGCUCAUGCUCGGCCCAAUUGGUCGCCGGGCCCGUCCUCGGCCGACGACGAUCGAAAAGCCGCCGACGGCAGCUCGAACCACCUCGGCAGGGCACCGCUGGCGGCCACGGCGCCCAUCCUGCGGUGCUACGAGGAGGCCGUACAAGAGCCGGUGGUCGAAUGCGGCAACCUUGACAGCCUCUACUCGCAUGCGCAGCUGGAGGACAGCGACAGGUCUGAGGCGCGAGUGCUUCGCGAGGACUUCUGCAGCACGGCCAUCGUUGCAUCGACCUGGCUAGCGCUCGACCCGCGCAACCGGUCGCAGGGCGUCGACAUCGACUAUGAUGCCCUCGCACACACGCACCAGAGGCUCGGCGCCGACAAGGUCAUCCUGCUUCAGAGCCCCAAGUUUGCCAAGCAGGCGGGCUCCACCGCCGAGGGAACUCGAAAGAUCGAGCUGGAGCCAUCUCCAGGUCAAGGCACCGAUGCUGCAGCCUCCUCUUCUGCGAACGGCGAGGCGGACGCAACGACAGACCUGCCGCCGACCGGCUCGAGUACCUGGGCGCCCGGAGCUGCCACCGAGCGAUUCGACCGGAAGCUCGCCAAGAAGCUCGAGAAGGAGGCCAAGAAGCUGGCCAAGAAGGCAAAGGACCCAUCAACCUCUACCGCCGCUUCGAGGGCGCCAAGGCCGCGGAUGACGCUGCUCCACAGCGACGUGCUCGACCUCCCGGUGCCCGCGCCAGGUGCGGAGCAGUCGAGCGAUGCUGGAAGCAUGGCGCUGGAUCCGCCAGACAUCAUCGCCUCGCUCAACUACGCCAUGGCUUACUUUCACGACCGCGCCACGCUCCUCGCCUACUUGCGGAUGGCGCUGCGUACGCUGCGGCCCAAGACGGGCGUGUUCAUCACCGACAUGUUUGCUGGCCCGUCGACGGGCGAGAGGUACGAGGACCAAGACGAGCUGUGGUCCCGAUUUCGCGACGAGAUCGGUUUCGGACGGGGCGGCGGCGACGGGCAGAAGCAGGUGGUCCUAAAGGCCGAUCGGACCAAGCCGAGGGCAGCCAAGACGUCGAGCGCCGUCGGCGUCGGCGGCGGUCCGGCACGGACCGGAGCAGGACGAGCCGCACCGCUCGACGACGAUGACGACGACGACAACGAGGCUGAGAAGGUGCUGGAAGUGAUGGCCCCCUCGAAACCCCAAGACAUCGGCACGCGGGCAGAGUGGCCUCGAGGCAAGCUCAAGAUGGUGCGGACGGGCUCGGCUCACGGCGGGUUCGAGUACUGGAGGGAAGACGGCCCGGUGGAUCUGCUCACGAAUCGAUUCCGGAUGAGCCUGAGCUUCCGCUUUAGCGAUGGCUCGUGGUGCAGAGACGUCUUCUCAUACGGCUUCCGUAUCUGGUCUCUGAGAGAGCUAACCGAGGCCAUGGAAGAGGUGGGCUUUGUCCGGGUCAAGGUCUUUGCUCUUCCGAGCAACGUGGUCGAGGAAGGCGAUGCAGGCUCGAGCGAGGAUAAUACCGACUCUGCACCUUCCUGCCCCACCUCGCCGACGCUCGAACCCAACGGCGGCCACACGGGCGGCACGGUCAACGACGAUCAGGGACUCGAAGGCAUGGCAAACCUCCUGCGAAAGACGGAGAAAGCCGAAAGGAACAAGACCUUCUACCGGGGCCUCGAGAGGGGCGAAAAGCUCUUCUCUGAACACUCUUUCGGAGCCUACAUCGUCGCAUGUGCUCCGUGA